AUGGGUCUUUUACUUUCUUUACCGCUGGCUCCAGUAAGCAUUAUUGGGUCGUGGCUCUCAUCGUGUUUAGGAGUGUCAAUAUGCACCUGUUGCAUGAACAAAAGUGUGAAUCCUUUGAUGAGGACGUUUAAGUCAUCCGUUGCGACCAGAAUAAUGUAUGCUGUGAUAUUCAUGGUAAACAGCAUAAUUUCGUGGGUAUCGCUGUCCAAUUCGUUGACAAAAUUUGUUGAAAAGCUCACCUGGGGGAUGUUUAAGUUUGGAAACAUGUUCUGCAAGGAUGAGCAAGGAUGUAUUGGUUUUACCAGUGUGCAGAGAAUCAACUUUUCUCUUGGUGUGAUGCAUUUGAUUCUUGCAGGGUUGUUGGUUGGGGUGAAGUCGACGAGAAACCCGAGAGCCGUUAUACAAAACGGGUACUGGAUCAUGAAGCUUUUCGUGCUAUUCACUUUUAUCAUUAUUAGCUACCUCAUUCCUGACAAGUUUUUUGUCAUUUGGGGCAACUACUUCUCCAUUAUCUUCAGCACCAUAUUCAUUGGGAUUGGCCUAAUUUUGUUGGUUGACUUUGCGCACGAAUGGGCAGAAACCUGCAUUGAGAAGAUCGAAGAGGGAGAGAUAUAUCUCGAUAACGGGGGCUUGGAUGACGAGGACGCAGGCGGAUACGUUUGCUGCAACUUCUACGGGUCGAAUCUGUGGAAACAGGUUCUUGUUGGAGGCACGAUGCUAAUGUACUCUGGCGUUGUUUUGAUGACGGUGCUCAUGUACAUCUACUUUGCGCAGAGCGGGUGCUCGAUGAACAAGGCUGUCAUCACGAUCAACUUACUAUUCACGCUGGCAAUCACGGGACUGUCGAUCACCCCGGUAGUGCAGGAGUACAACCCGAAUGCCGGCUUGGCACAGUCGUCCAUGUGCUGCGUCUACUGCACCUACUUGAUCUUCAGCGCCUGUUUGAGCGAGCCGGACGACAAGCUGUGCAACCCGUUGAUCAGGUCCAACGGAACCAGGACCCUGACGGUGAUUAUCGGCGCAGUCUUCACGUUUGGCGCAGUGGCGUACACUACGACGAGAGCUGCCGCCAACUCGGCAUUCAACCACAAGUACGGGUUUGAUGCUGACGACCAUUACACCACGGCCAUGGCCACUCUGAACAACGGCGCCGCUCAGAAUCCGUCCUACCACGACGACGCUGGCGCCAUCACGGAGGCCCCACGUUCCGUCAGACGGGACAUGCGCUACGAGGCCGUGAGACAGGCUGUCAACCAGGGUUCUUUGCCUGAGAGUGCUUUAACGGACCCGGCCUACUACGAUCCCGACGACGACGACGACGACGACGAGAGCCCCGCAACGGGGGAGGAGCGGGAGUACACCAAGUACAGCUACGUGCUCUUCCACAUCAUCUUCUUCUUGGCCACGCAGUACAUAGCGGCGCUCCUCACGAUCAACGUCGGGGUCAGCGACGCAGACAACGGCACCUUCGUUCCUGUUGGAAGAACCUACUUCAACAGCUGGUUGAAGAUUGUCAGCUCGUGGGUGUGUUACGCGCUGUACGGGUGGACGCUUCUUGCGCCGGCCGUUUUCCCUGAGCGGUUUGGCUGA
Molecule: messenger RNA, 1590 nt
Organism: Pichia membranifaciens NRRL Y-2026
Lineage: Eukaryota; Fungi; Ascomycota; Pichiomycetes; Pichiales; Pichiaceae
Exons: 1
Coding region: 1-1590 (529 amino acids)
Cellular component (GO): membrane
Source: RefSeq, a predicted model, not a curated record